Cordyceps militaris CM01 is the source of this 711-nucleotide messenger RNA. RefSeq lists its product as uncharacterized. Lineage: Eukaryota; Fungi; Ascomycota; Sordariomycetes; Hypocreales; Cordycipitaceae. Bases 1 to 711 code for a protein of 236 amino acids. The record is from RefSeq and is a predicted model, not a curated record. The transcript has a single exon.
AUGCACGCCUUUGCCGUUCUGUCCCUCGUCGCCUCCACGGCCCUCGUCGCCGCCCAGCAGGAGACGUACGCCAAGUUCCAGCCUCUGACCAGCUUUGGCUCGCCGCUCGAGGCGCGCCAGGAGCAGACGUGCGCCUCCCUCGGCGGCAAGCCCUGCGGCAGCAAGUGUAUCCGGAUCACCUACACGUGCUGCGGCAACGGCCAGGGCGCCUGCGAGGUCGGCUACACCUGCGGCCUCGCGGCCAACGGCAUCUACGGCUGCUGCCCCUUUGGCAAGCGCUGCAGCGGCGAUGCCCCCGAGCCCACCACCAGCAUCCUCGGCGGCUCCCGCCCGACCACGACCGUUGGCAGCGGCAGCGGCGGCGACGACGACGAGCCUACCCCGGUGCCGACGACCCGGGCCACCCCGACCAGCACCCGUCGCCUGACGGCCGUCACCACCAGCACACCCGCCCGCACCGCCUCGGGGACCGCCGAAGAUACGCUCCCCAGCGCUGUGCCGACGAGCGGCUCCGAUUCCGGCUCGGGUUCUGGCAGCUCAGGCAACGGUUCUGGCAGCGGAAGCAGCAGCAGCAGCAGCAGAAGCAGCGUCAGUACCGCCGUUAGCGGCGGCGGCAGCACUGGCGGCGCCGCUUCUUCAGCGGACAAUGUCGGCGUCAGCCUCGCCGGUCUUGCCGGUAGCUUCAUCGCCGCCGUCGCUGCUAUUCUCUAG